CAUGAAUUAGGGGUUAUGGUGUAUUGAAAAAGGUGAAGGAAAAGAAAGCAUGGCAGGACUUGUAAACCUAAGAAUAGGAGGAGGUCCGUCGUCAGUCCUAAGCACGUCACGCCGUUCCCAAUUCCCCAAACAGUUGGACUCUGUUGACCAAAAAUGGAGUCGUUUGCACCACAAACUCAACAUCAACGCCAGAUUCACUUGCCUCUUCUCAGACAACAAAAGAGAGGAUCAAGCUAGAAAGGCAUUAGAAGGUGCACUAAGUGGGAAGAAAGUUGAAUUUGAGAAGUGGGACAAAGAAAUCAAAAGACGAGAAGAGGUAGGAGGAGGAGGAGGAGGUGGCACCAGCGGUGGUGGAGGAGGUUGGUUUGGGUGGGGGAGAUGGUUUGGAUGGUCUAAUGAUGAUAAUUUUUGGCAUGAAGCAAAACAAGCAAGUCUUACUAUACUCGGCAUCGUUCUUAUAUAUCUCCUAGUUGCAAAAGGUGACUUGAUCCUCGCCUCCAUCAUCAAUCCAUUGCUGUAUGGACUUCGUGGAGUGAGAAAUGGAUUUGGUCUGACAACAUCAGGAGUUUUGAAAAAUACUUCUAACGGUAAUCAGCCUGAUUUUGACGGCUCUUUGAAGAAGGAAGAUUACAAAAGUGCUUCUGCUAAAGAGAGUGUUGUAAGAAAAUGGGGUAGUGAUUAAUGGUUCACUUGUUUAUCACAGGUUAGGCACCAUCCUUUUAGAGCAGAAUGUUGUUUAUAUUACCUCUGAUUGUGGUUCUACAUCACCUUAAUUGGCUCCAUGCUGUAUAUUAGUGUGGCGAUUUUUGUUGUAAACCGAAAUGUUUUUUCUUCCCUUGGCAUCUGAAUGAUUAAUUUAGGUUUUCUGGUUA
Molecule: messenger RNA, 872 nt
Organism: Vicia villosa (hairy vetch)
Lineage: Eukaryota; Viridiplantae; Streptophyta; Magnoliopsida; Fabales; Fabaceae
Exons: 3
Coding region: 50-682 (210 amino acids)
Source: RefSeq, a predicted model, not a curated record